Molecule: messenger RNA, 1845 nt
Organism: Nematocida homosporus
Lineage: Eukaryota; Fungi; Microsporidia
Exons: 1
Coding region: 1-1845 (614 amino acids)
Source: RefSeq, a predicted model, not a curated record
AUGCUUUACUUAAUCUCUAAACCAGUUCAACUACUAUUUACACCACCAAUGUCAAAUUUCUUUUUCGCUAUGGAUGGUAAUCGACGUAAAGAUUGGUUUUAUUCUAGAGAUAGUAGAAGGGGAGGUCGUUCUAAUAUGCCUAGAGAUUCUACUAGUAGUUCUGGUGGAUAUUUCUCCAAUUACGAUCCAAAUAGACGGUCUAAUUGGCCACAAGCCAGGAGAAGGCCAUUCCAACGACGCACGUAUGAAGAUAUGCCACGUUCAGACCGAGUCCCCGUCCGAGGCACACUCUCUCCCACCACUUACACCCAUCCAGAAGGUCUACCAGAAAGACCUCUUACUCCCCCCACCACUACUAACUCCACUCCCACCACUACUAACUCAGCUCAACUCAAUACCCCUACCACUCAAACCACCCCUACACAUACUAACUCCACCCCUACACAUACUAACUCCGCUACUAACUCCACUACUACUCAUACUAACACCACACAUACUCAUCCCAACUCAAUAAUACCACCCCAACCAUUACAUCCUAAUGAUAAUACCUAUACUCCUCCAAAUCAGCCCAAUUUAAUAUUAAGUCGUGCACCAGAAGAGAUGACUAAGACAAUGACUAGCGAACUAAAUAAUGAACUAAACGAUAAACCAACCAGUCCAGUCACUAGUAACUUAACUAGUAGUACUUCUGAAAUACCCGGAAUCCUUCAUACUCCAGAAGAUGACCAAGACUCUCCUUCCCUUCAACUAAGUACUUGGCCCCACCAACCUGAACCAUCUACUAGUCCAGAACUAUCCGGUAGUUUACGUAUUCCUCCUGUUUAUGCUUAUAUCCUGGCUAAAGCUAAAGUAGCUCAAGAAGAGGCCGAACGAGUCUAUCAUAUUAAUGCUGCCCUCCGCCGACCGACGGCCACUCGACUUCCUUUGGAAAUUGAGUUCUGGUCCCAGUGCCCAGAACUAGCUGCCUUAGGUACUUUAAGAGAAGAAGUACCAGAAGUCCUUAUGGCCGCUGAACAAAGAAGUCGACUUAAUGAAGCAUGGAUCCCAGAUAUUACUCCAGCCCAAGUAACUCUUUACCUCUACGAUACAACUAUUAAAGACCCACAAGCUCAUCAUUCUCAGCACAGUCAAGUCUAUACUUACCUUGGAGAAGACGAUCUCUUAAAGAAAGCCUUUGCUGAAGUGGGUAAAGACUUUGUCCGGAUUAAUCGUGAGUUCUUACCCUGGCGUAAACCAGCUGAAGUAAUUCAUCUUUAUUAUCAUAAGAAGUAUACUCUUCGUCUUAAACUUUGGAAGAAUGCUUAUCGGGAUACUCGUAAAAUAGCUGAUGUAGACUUAAAAGACCUUGUGCAACGCGAAUGGACGCAAACCGACCAGGACCUCUUUGCCGCUCUUUUCCCUACCCUCGGCAAGAAAUGGACCCUGUACAUAGAGAGUAUUAAAGGCAAAACAGAAGGAGAUAUCAGAGCUUAUUACAAGUACUAUAAGAAGUUUAUUCAAAAACCACCCACUCGACCCCCACGUCCCGAUAAGAAACGAGAUCCACCCCCUGAUGGACAUUGGCAAGUGCAUGAACGACAAAUGUUUGCCCUUCUUUUCCCGCAUAUCGGUAAAAACUGGAGUGUUCUGGCCAAUUACCUUGUUACUAAGAAUGCCACUGAAAUCCGCAGUUAUCACCGCCUCCAUUAUAAGAACCUCAGUGCGGGUGAACGAAUUCUUGAGACGCACUUAAGAGAUCUUGGGCCACCACAAGUCAGGACUGAACCUUUAGCUCUAAAUCAACGAUCCGGCCACCAACAAGCCCAUUCUACCUUUGCCGGUGUCUUAUUUAGCAGUUAUAAAUAG